GCCGAGUCCAGCUGAAGCUCAGGAAGACCCUGAAGGGUCACCUGGCUAAAAUCUAUGCCAUGCACUGGUCUGCUGACUCCAGGCAAAUGGUCAGUGCAUCACAGGAUGGCAAGCUCCUCAUCUGGGAUACCUUCACAGGAAACAAGUUGGUCGCUGUGCCCCUAAAGUCAGCCUGGGUGAUGAGUGUCGCCUUUGCCCCCUCUGGAAACCUUGUGGCCAGCGGUGGUCUGGAUAACAUGUGCACAGUCUACAACAUCAAGGCUGCCAGCCCCAAGACCCUCAGGGAGCUGGACGCACACACAGGUUAUCUUUCCUGCUGCCGUUUCCUCAGCGACAGUGAGAUCCUGACAGCCUCUGGUGACACUACCUGCUGCCUGUGGGAUCUGGAGACUGGAAAGCAGAAGAUCGUCUUCACCAACCACAUUGGAGACUGCAUGUCUCUGGCUCUCUCCCCCGACAUGAACACCUUCAUCUCUGGAGCCUGUGAUUCUCUGGCCAAGCUGUGGGACCUGAGGGAAGGGGUCUGCAAGCAGACCUUCUCUGGACACACCAGCGACAUCAACGCCAUCGCUUUCUUCCCCAGUGGAAACGCCGUCAUCACAGGCUCUGACGACUGCAGCUGCAAGAUGUACGACCUGCGUUCUGACCAGGAGGUGAUCGGCUACCAGGACAGCAGCCUGAAUGCCGGUGUCACGUCUUUGGCUCUCUCCAACUCAGGCCGACUCAUCUUUGCAGGAUAUGACGACUUCAACUGCCACAUCUGGGACUCACUGAAGGGAGAGAAAGUUGGUGUGCUGUCCGGCCACGACAACAGGGUGAGCUGCACCGGCGUCCCCGAGGACGGCAUGGGCGUCUGCACAGGAUCGUGGGACAGCUUCCUGAAACUGUGGAACUGAGGCGUCCCUGCGGAGAAAAACACCCGGAGGAGAGAGAGGAGGAGGAGAAGGAGGAGAGGAUGAUGAAAAGGGUGAAGAUAGGAAGGAGAGGUUGACUGGGAAAUAAACUAGGAGACGAGCAAGGAUGAAGGAUAACUGGUGUGUAAAUUUGAGCUUCCUCUUUUCCUCUCCCUCUUCUCUUCUUCCUCAUUCAUGUAUGCAAAUAACGAGAGGCUGUGAGUGAGUCACGUUGUAUAAAUGGCAUCAGGUAAACAGUGCACGAUGCAUCCCGCUGUAUGUGCAAGGAGAGUUUUAUUGUUGUUGAGACGAUUUUAACCGCUGAAAAAAUAAAAAAUAGCGCAUUACUCAAAAUGAUUACAGAGCAGAAAAGAAGCUCUUAUUGAGAAUGUCACUUCUAGAUUUUCAACAAUAAAAAAGAGAAAGAGCACGUGAAUAUUGAAAAUAAGACUUUAGGUUUACAGAUUUAUUUUUAUUGUCUUUAAGAUCUUUGACCUGUAAAAGAGCCCGGCACUUAUUUAGAUAAAGGUUGAUAUGUAAAUUUAUUUGUAUUUUAUAGUUUAACACGUUAGCAUGGACAGUUCAUGUACAGUGUCUUUAUUUUUUCUUUUUUUUUCUUUUUUUUUUUUUGGGCUGCACAUAUCCAGAGUGUAUGUGUAUUUAUGUCAGCGCUUCCAUUUUGGUUCCCCUGCUAACAACCAGCAGACUUUGAUCCAAGAUGGCUGCCGCUUUUUCCCCUGGCUGACCAUGAAAAUCCAAUGAUGUACCAAGACUAGAGAAGGUUACGAGGUAAAGUCGGGCCGACUGCCAGUUACAAACUCUCUGUAAAGACCUGUCAACUGUAUUUUACUCCCCUGGGCUCAGCUGCAUUUUGUAGGACUUUUACACUUGUGCAGUUCCUCUGUAAAAAGACCAAAUGUUUGUUGAAAAUCUUUCUAAUAAACAUAGAAUUAUGCAUUAA
Cheilinus undulatus (humphead wrasse) is the source of this 1854-nucleotide messenger RNA. RefSeq names its product guanine nucleotide-binding protein G(I)/G(S)/G(T) subunit beta-3-like. Lineage: Eukaryota; Metazoa; Chordata; Actinopteri; Labriformes; Labridae. The transcript has 7 exons. Gene Ontology annotation, molecular function: protein binding; signaling receptor complex adaptor activity. The record is from RefSeq and is a predicted model, not a curated record. Gene Ontology annotation, cellular component: cytoplasm; heterotrimeric G-protein complex. Bases 60 to 896 code for a protein of 278 amino acids. Gene Ontology annotation, biological process: G protein-coupled receptor signaling pathway.